Messenger RNA from Ornithorhynchus anatinus (platypus), 2423 nucleotides. RefSeq names its product ubiquitin conjugating enzyme E2 Z (gene UBE2Z). The record is from RefSeq and is a predicted model, not a curated record. Gene Ontology annotation, molecular function: ubiquitin conjugating enzyme activity; cysteine-type endopeptidase inhibitor activity. The transcript is spliced from 7 exons. Gene Ontology annotation, cellular component: nucleus. NCBI's taxonomy places the organism in Eukaryota, Metazoa, Chordata, Mammalia, Monotremata, Ornithorhynchidae. Gene Ontology annotation, biological process: negative regulation of apoptotic process. Bases 41 to 1117 code for a protein of 358 amino acids.
GGCUGUGGCGGAGGCCCGGAAGCGGAGCUCCGCGGCGGCCAUGGCGGACAGUCCGGCCGAGGAGGCGGCGGCGGCGGCGGCGGGGGCGGGGGGCGGCCCCCCCGGCGGGGCGAGCGGCUUCGGGACGCCGUUCCUGCCGGACGUGUGGGCGGCGGGGGGCGGGGGGGCUCCUCUGCCGCCGCCGCCGCCGCCGCCGGGGCUGCCGCCCUCCUCCUCCUCCUCCUCGUCGUCGUCGUCGUCGUCGUCGUCGUCGUCCGCCGCGGCCGCCGGGGCCGCCCUCCUCACACACUCCACCUUCUGGGACCCCACGCUCAGCAGCGACUGGGACGGAGAGCGGCCCGCGCCGCAGUGUCUGCUCAGGAUCAAGCGGGACAUCAUGUCUAUCUACAAGGAGCCUCCGCCGGGGAUGUUUGUGGUGCCCGACCCCCUGGACAUGACCAAGAUCCAUGCACUGAUCACGGGCCCUUUUGACACACCUUACGAAGGGGGUUUCUUCUUGUUCGUGUUUCGCUGUCCUCCAGAUUACCCCAUCCACCCGCCACGGGUCAAACUGUUGACUACGGGGAAUAACACAGUGAGGUUUAACCCCAACUUCUACCGCAAUGGGAAAGUGUGCCUGAGUAUCCUCGGGACGUGGACCGGCCCGGCCUGGAGCCCAGCCCAGAGCAUCUCCUCUGUGCUCAUCUCCAUCCAGUCGCUGAUGACCGAGAACCCGUACCACAACGAGCCGGGAUUUGAGCAGGAGAGACACCCGGGGGACAGCAAGAACUACAAUGAGUGCAUCCGGCACGAGACCAUCCGCGUGGCCGUCUGCGACAUGCUGGAGGGCAAGUGCCCCUGCCCCGAGCCUCUGCGCGGGGUGAUGGAGAAAUCGUUCCUGGAAUAUUUCGACUUCUACGAGGUGGUCUGCAAAGAUCGACUUCACCUUCAAGGCCAGACUAUGCAGGACCCUUUCGGAGAGAAGCGGGGCCACUUCGACUACCAGUCGUUACUGAGCCGCCUGCAGGCCAUCCGGCUGAAGGUGCAGGAGACGCACAGGCAGGACGCCGCCGACAUAGACUCGGACAGCAGCUCCUCGGAGACGGAGACGGACACGCAGGGGAGCCUGAGGGCCUAGAGCCCCCCGCCGGAGCCGCUCACGGCGAGGGGACGCGGACUGCGAGCGGCAGCUGCCGGCGGGAGCCCUAAAGCCCGCCGGGGGCGGGCGGGCCCCGAGCGCGAGCCCGGCCCGCGGCCCGGGCCUCCGAACGCGUCCGCUCCCCGCGGCCCCGGGGAGCCCGUCCUCCCAGCUGGGUCUCCACAGCCGCCCCCGCCGGCGGCCGCCGGGCUAAAACUGCGUUCCUAAUUUAUAGUCAGUGCUUAGACAGACCAAAGAGGGCCGGGGGGGGCGGGGGCGGGGAACGACGCCGUGGGGACCCCCGCUGUGGGGACCCCCUCAGGUCCAGGGAGCCCUGCCCAUGUGCCUCCUGGACCGGGGAGGGGAGCCCGGCGGGGGCUCAGGGUGUUAGUGGUGAAGGUCGGCAGCCUGGAAGGGGCUGUCUUCCGCCCCUCGCGACUUGGCCGCCGCCGGCCGGGGGAAGCGGAACCCGGCGUUCUUCGUCCUCGCCGCCUCUCCCUUCCCCCCUCCCUCUUCCCCCCAACAUCCCCUCCUUCCCCCGCCGCGUUGCCAAAUCUGUCCUUCGGGCGCUGGAGAGUGGGGGCCGGCUCCCCGGCCCUAGUCUCGACCCCUUAGCCCCCGCUCCCGUCGGGGUUCAAACCAGCCCCCCGGGGCCGUCUCCCUCAUCGCCGCCCCUCCGCCGUGGCCCCCGGCCCCUUCCUCGCUCUCCCCGACCCCCUCGGCGCUGCCCGGUGGCAUCGGGCCGGCCGCCUCGGCCCCGUUCCCCAACCUCCGGAGGCGUUACCUAGCGAGCGAGGGUGGGCCGGGGAGCCGCCCGGUUCAGCGCGACGGGUGGCUCCCCGGCGACGUACGAGGCGGGGGCCGCGGUGGGGGUCGGACGGGAGUCUGCCCCUUGCUGCUGCAGGGGAGGGGCCCCAGAUCAGUGGGUCCUACCCCCCCCCCCCCACACUGACUCACCCCGCCUACUUUCCCUUCCGCAGGCCUGCUGCCCACCCGGAGCCCCCCCGGCCCACCCAGAGGGGCCCCCACCCCUACCCUGGGCCGGGCCACCGCGGCAGCGGAAACGCAGACGGGGCUCCGGGCCUCCCCUUGGAGAGCGAGGCCUUACCGGCCCUUUCUGAAUGCGUCCGCUCCCCUGACAAUCUCCCCACCACCCCGCCAGGCUGACGGUUCAUCCCCAGACUUUAGACCCGAUCUUGAGUUGAGAGAAUAUAUGCACAAGUCACUAUAAGAGACGUGUUUAUAUCCAUUGUACAUAAGAAUUUUUUUUUUUUGUGCAAUAAAAUUUGUUUUGGCAGAAGCGCAA